This is a messenger RNA of Coffea eugenioides, 1260 nucleotides long. Its product is annotated as probable serine incorporator. Gene Ontology annotation, cellular component: membrane. Bases 1 to 1260 code for a protein of 419 amino acids. The transcript is spliced from 12 exons. The record is from RefSeq and is a predicted model, not a curated record. NCBI's taxonomy places the organism in Eukaryota, Viridiplantae, Streptophyta, Magnoliopsida, Gentianales, Rubiaceae.
AUGGUUGAGUCUGCUGCACCAGAUGAAGCCACCAUGGUGGAAGUCAAAUUGAGUGACAAUGUGGCUAUACAUCCAGCAGAAAAGCACGGACAACUGGAACAGAAGAGUAACGAGAGCUUGGUUAAAAAGAAGAAAUCUCUUCGAGCCCGUUAUGCUUAUGGCAUGAUUUUCUUGAUAAUAAAUCUUACAGCUUGGUUCUUUCGUGACUAUGGAGAAAAGAUUCUCCCUCUACUUCACUAUUCAAAAGCAUGUAGAGUUGGACAAACUGGUUGCUUUCACACGCUCGGUGUUCUUCGUGUCAGUUUAGGAUGCUUUAUAUUCUUUUUCGGAAUGUUUCUUACAACAUGUAACACGAAGAAGUUGCAUCAAGCCCGCAACCAAUGGCAUUCUGGAUGGUGGGCUCUGAAGUUUGUUAUACUGAUUAUCUCCUUGGUGAUUCCAUUCUUUGUCCCGUCCGAUUAUAUUCAAGUUUAUGGUGAAAUUGCUCGCAUUGGCGCGGGGAUAUUUCUUCUUCUCCAACUUGUAAGUGUUAUUGAGUUCAUCACGUGGUGGAAUGACUACUGGGUGCCUGAUGAGGAAAAGAAACAUAGCUGCUCUCUGGGAAUAUUCAUGUCAACCUUAUUCUACAUUGGUUCAGUUUGCGGGAUUGUUUUGAUGUUUGUGCUCUAUGGCUCAAAGGCAUCAUGCACUCUCAACAUAUUCUUCAUCUCCUGGACAGGAAUUUUGCUAGCCGUAAUGAUGAUUAUAUCCUUGCAUUAUAAGGUGAAUAGAGGUCUUUUGUCUUCAGGGAUUAUGGCUUCUUAUAUUGUUUUCCUUUGUUGGAGCGCUAUCAGAAGUGAACCAGCUACUGCUAAAUGUAGCCCUCAGACCCAAGAUGGCGGACAUGGAGGUUGGACAACUGUAAUUGGCUUUUUUAUAGCUGUUUGUGCAAUUGUCAUGGCAACUUUUUCCACUGGAAUUGAUUCACAAACCUUUCAGUUUCGUAAAGACGACAUUCAAUCGGAGGAUGAUAUCCCAUAUAAGUAUGGCUUUUUCCACUUGGUGUUCUCCCUGGGGGCCAUGUACUUUGCAAUGCUAUUCAUCAGUUGGAAUCUAGAUAGCUUGACAAAAAGAUGGUGCAUUGAUGUUGGCUGGGCUAGUACAUGGGUGAAGAUCAUCAAUGAAUGGUUUGCAGCCACAAUAUACUUGUGGAAAUUGAUUUCCCCAGUAGUGAGACAGAACAAAGUUAUGCACCACGAAGAGCCUGUGCAGGGAGUAUAA